This is a messenger RNA of Blumeria graminis f. sp. triticale, 867 nucleotides long. Lineage: Eukaryota; Fungi; Ascomycota; Leotiomycetes; Helotiales; Erysiphaceae. The record is from the annotation of a GenBank genome assembly.
AUGAACAAUGAAAGAAUUGCGUUUGAAAAUGAGAUUAAAGAAUAUAGAGUACAGCUUGAGACUGUCCAGCUAGGACUUCAAGCCGACCCAGAUAGCGUGGAGCUUCAGCAAUUAAAGACUGAACUCGAACAAGUCAUUUCCCUCACCGAAGCUGCGAUCGCAGAGCUAAAGCCCGUUUCAGUGCCCACAGCUGUACCGAAAAAACCGUUAGAACCUCCCCCAAAAGAGAAAUGGUCUCGAGAAAACCACCCCGCGUUUAAGAAAUCAACUGCGACACUCGAGGAAGAUGUUCCAACAAGUUUCAAGGUCAAUGAUACUGUAUUGGCGAAAUGGCAUUCUGGUGACAAAGGAUUUUAUCCUGCCCGCAUAACUUCUAUUACAGGAUCAUCAAUAGCCCCCGUCUAUAUUGUCAAAUUUAAGAGCUACGAUAACAUUGAAACACUCAGAGCAAAGGAUAUUAAACCUAUUGUGAACCCAAACAAACGGAAAGCUGAUGGCACACCAGUAACAGCUUCUAAUCAUUUUUCGCCCUCCGUACCCAACAAUGUGAUUUCUGCAGCGGCAGAAAUAAAUCCGCAACUUGCUCAGCAGACUAAACGUGAACCCAGUAAAGUCAGUGACGGUCCCACUCGACCUGCGAAGGUCCCGAAGAAAUUCAAAGCCAAUAAGGAACUUGAAGCUGGUAAAUCAAAAUGGCAGGAUUUUGCGGCGAAAGGUAAAAUUGGAAAGACAGCAAAGAAAGAAAGUAUGUUCCGGACACCUGAGGGUGUUCAUGGAAGAGUUGGGUUUACCGGUUCAGGACAAACUAUGCGCAAAGAUCAAAUAAGAACUCGGCAUAUAUACAAUGUUAAUGGUGAUGAUGAAUAA